AUGGCGCCUAGCGGAGCCUCCGAAGAGGCGACACCCGUUGCUGAUACUUCUGCAGGAGCACCCGCAAUGCCCAAUGCAUCGAACAACAGUGAAAGCCCGCAGCUUAUGCAGUCUGUGGUGUCUGCACACCCCAGCCACGAGCCCGGCUCUACAUCGAGAACUUCUAAGUACGAUCGGGAGACAUGCUUCAUCCGACAGAUGCUGGGUGCUAUCGGCCGAUGCUGCGGCUUGGGAAAGGGAGGUUUGUGCAGGCGCUGGCUAACUUAUUUGGAGCGCCUUGAUGUCAGCUGGACCUGUGCUGAAGACAGAACUGCGGCGCUUGACAAGCAGACGCUGAGCACCAUGAAACAUACCUACUGGCUGUCUCGUAUAAACGGCGGCUUGCUCGGCUCCUCCGGCAUAACGCCUGCAUCCUUAUUUGUCUCUGAAACCAAAAAUGCGUUUGGUGACGUGAGAGGCUGGGAGAGAAUCAAGGCCUUACCUUCACUCUUUCUUUUCGUACCGCCCACAGACUCUUGGCUGAGAGUUUUCUCAUUUAUAGGUGCGAUCAACUAG
Molecule: messenger RNA, 555 nt
Organism: Eimeria necatrix
Lineage: Eukaryota; Apicomplexa; Conoidasida; Eucoccidiorida; Eimeriidae
Exons: 2
Coding region: 1-555 (184 amino acids)
Source: RefSeq, a predicted model, not a curated record